AUGGAAAAAAUUUUUUAUAAAAAUAAAAUUAUUGAAUUUGAAAAUAAUAAAAAAACUUUUGAAUUAUGGAAAAAAUAUGUAAUAGAUGAAGUAAACAAUGAAAAAAAAAAAAAAAUAAAUAAAAAAAUUAAAUCAAUAAAGAAUUUUGAUAAAUACUUACAUGAAUGGAAGGAAUUAAGAAACACAAUUGAUGAUAGCGAAAAAGAAAAAACAGAAUAUAUUGACAGUAAUUUAACAGAAUGUGAAAACUCUUAUUUUAUAAAAAAUGAAAUAAAUUUAAAAAAAAAAAAAGAAUUAUUAAAAGAAAAUUAUAUAAAUGAAUAUGAAAAAUACAUAGAAAAAUUAAAUAAUGAUAUUGAAAAUUAUUUUGUAGAUAAUAAAAAAGAAUUAUGUGUAAUAUCAUAUGAAAAUUACUUAGAUAGAAAUGUAAAUAUAGGUUAUCUUGAAGAUAUUGAUUUUUUAAAAUACUUUUAUUCUUCUAUAAAUUUAAUUAAGGAAAAUAAAAUUAUUGUGCCAAAGGGUUUUUAUUUAUACGAAUUAAUAUAUCCACAAACAGUUCAUGCAUUUCCAAUUUUAAAUAAGUUUAAUUAUUAUUUUGUUAAGCUAUUUAUAAAUAAUAAAUGGUAUUUAGUAUUUGUAGAGUUAUCUCUACCUUAUAAUAAUAAAAAUGAAAUCAUAUCAUGUUAUUCACUAAAUCAAAAUGAACAAUGGUGCUAUAUUAUUAUGAAAGCUUUAUAUAAAUGUUUUCAAAUUUUAUAUUUUUCUAAUUAUCAGUUUUAUAUUAUUGAAAUGCUUAGUGGUAGAAAACACAUUAAGACUUAUUUUAAUAUUAAUAAAAUAAUUCAUAAUUAUAAAAAAAAUUAUAUUCAAUGCAUCUUAUUGUCUGAGCAUAGCAAAAAUAAUAAUUUAAAUAACUCUAAUAAUGAUACAUCUUCCAAAGAAGAUAUCAAAAAUAAAAAUUGUAAGAAAAAGAAUUAUAACUAUAAUAAAGAAAAUUUAAAUUCUUUUUAUUUCUUAAUAUGCUCUUAUGAAAAAGAAUAUUUAAGAAUAAAAUGUGAAAACAUUAAACCAUAUAAUUUUAUAAAUUUUGCUGAUAAUUUAAUGAAUAAUAAAAAAUGCGACAUAGAAAAAGGAUAUAAAUAUAUAAAUAAUCAGGGAAAUAUUAGAAUUUCCAAUGCAGAAUUAAUACCAAUUCCUAAUUUAUCAAAUCAAAAUAAUGCAGAUGAUAUUUCAGAUACAACUAGAAGCAUUUCAUGUGAAAACAAGAAAGAUGAUGAUACAAAUAAUAAAAUUAUUCACAGUAGAAAAUAUAACAUUACUAUAAAUGAAAAUAUUCAAACAAUCCUUCAAUUAUUUAAAGAAAUAAUAACUUCAGAACAAAAAAAUUCUAAAUAUAUAAAAAAUGAUAAAGAUUGUGAUAAAAAUAGUAAGAAUAUUAACUUUAAACAGAAUAAAAAAAAUAAUAAAGAUAUAUGUAAGUGGCUUAACGAAAAUGAUAUUGAAAAAAUUCUUGAAAAAGUUAAUAUAAAUUAUUCAAGUGACUAUCUAAUAAAAAUAGACAAUUUUUUUUUAAAAAAAAAAAAAAUUCUUUAUUUUAUUGAUAAAAAUAAAUUCAGCACAUUAUCAGUUAGUGAAUUUAUAAAAAAUAAAACGAGUAGAAAUGAUUCAAUUCAUAGAAAUAAUAAGGGUGAUAAAAUUAAAAAAAAAAAUGUAACAAGUAGCAAUAAUUUUAUGCAUUUAAAUAGUUGUCCCUACUUAAUUCUAAUUUGUUCUAUUUCUAUAAAAUCUAAUAAAAAGGAAAUUAAGGAAACUUCAGAUUGUGAAGAAAAUUAUUUACAUAGAGCAUAUAAAAGUAAUGAAUGUGAUAAAAAUAUAAGUAUAUUAAAUGAAAAAAAUAAAAUAAGAAGUAAUAAAUAUAAAAUUAAUGGAGAAUAUAAUGACUUCUGUGAAUUUUAUUUAUCAUUCUUUCCUUACAAAAAAAAGAAAAAAAAAAAAAGGGAAAAGAAAAAGAAACUAAAAAAAAAGAUGCUCAUAUGUUUUAAAGGUGAAAAAAUUAAAGAAAAAUUAUCAGCAAUAAAAUUAAAAAACAAAAAAAAAAAAAAGAGAAAAAAAAAAAAAAUAAUAUUUGCAAAAGAUAUUUUUGAGUGUGAAUGCUUCUUUAAACAAAUAUGUGAAAAUGAAUAUAAAUCGAAUGGGAACUAUUUUUUUUAUUUUAAUAAUUUUAUAUAUGAUUUGUUAAAUAACAAAUAUAAAAAUCAUAUUUUUUCAAAUAAAAUUAGUAAAAAGAGUAUACUUCUUAAAGAAAACAGGGAACACUUCUUUUUUUUAUAUGUUAAAAACUAUUUUUUUAAUAAUUUCUCGAUUGAAUGGAUUAACGAAAAAAACAAUGAAAAAAAAUUGAUCAAUUGCGCUUUCAUGACAAUAGAAGAUUUUCUUCAAAAAAAAGUAAAAAUGGAUAUUAGUUUUUUAAAGAAAAACAUUGUUUUAAAAAAUGAAACCCUAAACAAAGUUUUAUUGAAAUUUACAAUCAAUUUAUCAUUAGAAAAAUAUGCAAAUACAUUUUUUUAUUUGAUUUAUAAAAUUAAUAAUCUAAAAGUUUUACCUUACCUUUAUUUAUAUAUAUGCAACAUCGAAAAAAGUAACACAAAUUAUGAAGCAGAUAUCGAUGAAAAAAAAAAAAAAUCUUAUAAAAACAUAAAAAAUAAUGUGGAAAAUUUUAAUAUUAUAGGAAAAUUUUAUAAAUUUUCAUUUGAAGAAUUAUUUUUAAAAAUUAGCAUACCAGAUAAUAAAAGAGAGUGUAAUUAUUUGAUUUUAAUAGUAUCAAAAAAAUUAGAAAAUAUAAACGAAAAAAAUCUUAAUUUAGAAAUUGCUGUAGCAUUAUUUCCUAAUAAUAAAAUAGAUAUUAAUGAAGAAAAUGUAGAAAAAACAAAAAAUUAUAUAAAAAUUAAUGAGUUAUUAUCCUUCUAUAAAAAUUAUACUUUUAAUAGUAAUAUAAUAAAUGAAAAUGGCAUAAUAAAUAUAAAUGAUAAUUCUUUAAAUGAACUUUCAACAGAAUUAAAAAAAAAUAAUAAUGAAGAAAAUAAUAAUUAUGAAAUCAAAGAAGAAAGCAUCUGUAUCAACAAAAAAUGUAGUACUGACAAAAAUACUAAAGAAAUUGUAAAUGAUAUAAAAUUUAAAAACAAAUUGUGUAAAAAUAUAAUAAAAAAGGAUGACGAAGAUCAAUUUAGAAGGCACUUACUAAAUAAUAAUAAUAAUAGCUUUAAAAUAAUUAAAAAGAUAGUUAUAAAUAGUAAAAAUAAUUUUAUUUAUGGUAGUAUCUUUGUAAAAUUAAAAAAUUAUCAUUUAUUCAAAAAUAUGAAGGUAAAAAUUAUAAAAGUUAAAAAAAAUAAAAUUAAUGAUGAAGAAUAUGCAGAUUUAGAUUUCAUCUUAAAAAAAUGGGAGAGAAAAACCAUAUUAAAAAAAAUUAAAGCAAAGAGUGCUUUUUUUAAGCAUAUGAAACUUUUAACAAAUGAAUCGUAUUUUAUAUAUAUUGAAAUAAAAAGAGAUAUAAAUUUAGAAGACUUAAAACGAAAUCACAAUAAUGUUAAUCUUAGUAAAAAUCACAAUUUUUGUCUUAAAUCAUUAAAUUCAAAAAUGAAUAAUUUUUCAGAUAUAAUUUUAAGUAUAUUUUUAAAUUUUUCUGAUGAAAUAUCCUUAGUAAGUGAUACGUCAAAUGAAGAACUUGAAAAGGAAAUGAAAAAAUAUCUUGAAUUUAACAAAAUUAAUAUAGAAGAGGUGAAAAAGUCGUUUUUAGAUAAGAGAAUAGAUAAUAUUUUUGAUUUAAAAAAUGAUUUAUUACUAAAUUUUAAAAAAGAUUAUAAAAAUAUUUUUAUUAGUUUAUUACAUGAAAAAGAACAAAAAAUGACAAGUAAAGAUAAAUGUAAUAGCAAUACACUUAAUAACUCUUAUGAUGAUGGCAAUUAUGAUAAUAAUUAUAUUAAUAAUAAUAGUUAUGGUAAUAAUGAGAAUAAUAAUCAAAUUAACAAGAAACUAAAUGAAACCAAUAAAGAGUAUGAUUAUGAUAAUAAAAAUGAUGGUAAGAACAAUAACAUAAACGAUAAUAAAUAUAACUUUUUACAUAAUAUAAAUAGUAAACAAUUUACAAAUGAUGAAGAAAAAACUUUAUGUAAGGAAGAUUUUUAUAAUAUCUUGUCACACACUUUGAAUUUUGAUAAAGAAUCAUUUGAUUAUUUAUUUUUAAAAUAUUUCGGAGAAAAUAAUAAUAAAAUAAAUAUGAACAAGUUCAUAGAAAUUUUUGAAAGUUUGCAAAAAGAACAUAAUUAUUUAAAAUUAGAAAAAUUUGAAAAUUUUGAAAAAUACCCAAUAACACUAUUUCCUGAUGAUAAAUUUAAUAAUGAAAAUGAAGAAAAAUCUAGUAAAGUAAAUAAUUCAGUAGUAAAAGAUUUUAAUUUAUCUUUUGAAAAUUUAUUUUCUUAUCCAGAUAUUAAUCAGAAAAUAAUUGAUGACACUAUAUAUGAUUUCAAUUUAAAGAAUAAUAUUGAUAUUUUAAAAAUGAAAAUGGAUGCCGAAUUACAACUAUCAGAAAAAUCUAUUAGCCUUCUCAAUAACACAAAUAAUUUUACUGAUAUAAUUAAAAAUAAUUAUUUUUUUUUAGAGAAAAUAAAAAAAAAAAAAGAGAAUGCUAAUUUGAAGUCAGGAGUAAAAAAUAUAAUAAAUGAUAAUAAUAAAAAAAUUAAUGCUUCUUCUAAAAAAGAAGGCAUAAAUUUUAAUUCUCGAAAUGCAAAUAUUUUAGAAAAAGAAGAAGAAUUAAAUUUAUGCAAAAGUGUUGAGAUAGAGUCAUCUAUUACAAAUGUACAGGAUUUGAUAAAUAUAGUAAAAAAAAAUGAUAAAUCUCUAGAAUUAUGCGAUAUUAAAAAUAUAAAAAUGAAUAUAAGUAAGACUAUGAAAGAAAGAAAAUUAUUUAUUGAAAGUAUAAAAAAUUCUAUUAAGGUCAAAAAAUUUAAAAAUUUGACCUCGCAAGAAUUAAAAGACUUAUAUAAGAAAGCACUGGAAUUAAACUUAGAAAUUUAUAACUCUGAUUUAAUAGCAAUUAUAAAAAAUCAAUAUUUUGCAUUAGAUAUAUUAAAUAAUAUAAAAUGCUUAUUUAAGCACAAUGAAUUAAAAAAAAAAAAUACAAGUAAUGAAAUUAAUACAGAAGAAAUUCUAACAGAUAGAAAUUUAUUUCUAGAAUUAUUUCAAAAAUAUUCUAAUAUAAUUAAGAAUCAUGAAAUCCAAUUAAAUGAUUAUUACAAAAACAUUUUUAAAGAUUCGCAACAAAUAUUUAAUAAAAUAAUGGACAAUUCAACAUUAAAAUGUGCAAAUGGAUAA
Messenger RNA from Plasmodium relictum, 5367 nucleotides. Its product is annotated as conserved Plasmodium protein, unknown function. Bases 1 to 5367 code for a protein of 1788 amino acids. The transcript has 2 exons. The record is from RefSeq and is a predicted model, not a curated record. NCBI's taxonomy places the organism in Eukaryota, Apicomplexa, Aconoidasida, Haemosporida, Plasmodiidae.